AUGUGCACUCCCUGGCCUUGCCAUACUUGGGGGCUUGAUUUAAUUGGGACAAUCCAUCCCCCUUCCGAUGGCUACAUAUGGAUCCUCACCGCUACGGAGUAUUUCACGAAAUGGGUUGAGGCAAUUCCCCUUCGAAAGGCCACAGGAGCUGCCGUCUCGAAUUUCAUUCGGGAAUACAUUGUGUGUAGGUUCGGAAUCCCAUACAAGAUGGUCACCGACAAUGGCACACCUUUUGUUAACAAGCAAGUGAGUUCAACCCUUAGUGGGUACGGUAUCAAGCAUCGUCGCUCUACGCCUUAUUACCCGCAGGGAAACGGUCAAGUGGAGGCUACCAAUAAAACGAUAUUGAGGAUUCUAAGCAAGAUGGUAUAUGAGUAUCAAGGAGGCUGGAGUGUUCACCUACCGGAUGCUUUGUGGGCUUAUCGCACCUCACCAAGGAGCGCUACAGGUUUUUCACCUUACUCACUUGUGUACAGAUCUGAGGCUAUUUCACCCGUGGAAAUCACCAUCCCGACAGCCAGGAUAGCAGCUGUCAAUGAUCUUGAAUGGGAUGCAAAGACAUGCUCAGAUUGGCGUUUGUUAGAUCUCGAAGCAGUUGAUGAGAAAAGGAUGGAAGCUGAAAGAAGGAUGACACUCUACAACAAGACUGUUGCCCAAGCCUAUAACAGGACCGUUAAGCCUCAAGCCUUCAAGCAAGGAGAUCUCGUGCUAAAAGUCGUUGAACAUGUGAGAAGGCAAAUGUCAGGACCUUCCAAAUUUGCCCCACAAUGGGAGGGUCCAUUCGCAGUCAAGGAGGUACACAGCAGCGGUUAUUAUCGCUUGAUCUUUGUCAAGGAAGGCAUGCUAACGGACCCCAUCAAUGGAAAAUGGCUCAAGCCCUAUUACUGCUAA
This is a messenger RNA of Prunus mume (Japanese apricot), 891 nucleotides long. RefSeq lists its product as uncharacterized. Lineage: Eukaryota; Viridiplantae; Streptophyta; Magnoliopsida; Rosales; Rosaceae. The record is from RefSeq and is a predicted model, not a curated record. Gene Ontology annotation, molecular function: nucleic acid binding.